GAUACUUUAUUCCAUCUUCUCCAGCAUUUUAAACGAUCACGCAGGUGUAUGACCCAAAGGGCCUGAGGAGGAAUCAAACAAUCAAGAUCGAAACCUGAGCUGGUACAUGCUGCAGUAUUCUUCCACCAAGUUGUCCCGGUACCUUGGCCCAUGCCAGCACCGCUACGAAAAGCAUGUCACGCAUGUAGGAAGGCCAAAAGACCGUGUCGUCCGCAGUUGCCAAAGUGUGACAGGUGCUUUGCAAAGGGUCUCGAAUGCACUUAUGACCUUGAGCCUGUGACCAACAAAGAGAGAGGUGGUCCCGACACUCUCCCUCAGCGCCAGCUAGUCCGGGAACCUUUUCCAUCUGUGGUCUACGAUUCCAUACAAGCAGCACAUGCCGAUGCCAUUAAGAACUAUACUGCCAAUGGUUUUGACCCACACUACAGAUUUCCAGCAGUGUCAAGUCCCGAGCCUUUCGCUUUGGCUUUCGAACAGUUGAACGAGAUACCUCUUGCGACGUUCCAACUCCGGUCGACACCGUUUGUUCACUCCCAAAUACUGUCUUCAAAACGCCAGGGCUCAACGGACCACCAGUCCCAAGCUCUUGAUAGUCAACCGAACAGCACCACGGGUCUUUUCAGGUUCAUGGAGAACGAGCAGCGGAGACUUUUGUCUCUUGACGUCGAGAGUCUUCCAUUCUCAGAAUUCCUGGCCAACUUCCACAAACUGAUGGCCAUAUUAGUAGCUUCCACGUUGAACAAAGUCCGCGGUCAAGCAGAAGUCUCGGCUUUCCGGGCACUCCGAGACCUCUUCCCCGAAUGGACGCAACACUUCCACGCACAUCUCCCGCGGAGGCUUGAUCCGGAUCUCUCAGCCUGGCAGGCCUGGACACUAGCAGAGACGACGCGUAGAACGAUCAUCUUUGCCCUCAUGGUGGAAGUAAUUCUAGAGAUGAUCUAUCGUGGCUUUUUCUACUAUCGACCAAUGGUGGAGUCUUUGCCCUUUGAUGCCAGAACCGGCGUCUGGGAAGCCAACACUGAAGCCGAAUGGCAGGCGGCUAUAGCUGAGCAUGGCGGCAUCGAAUGCAGUCUUAUAUCCUGGCACGAGUUCAUUGAGAGCGGAGGACCCGAGCCUCGUAAGGAGUACGACGGCAUGCUGCAACGACUGCUCCUUAUCGGCUACUUCAGUAAAGCUGCUGUUGUGCACGAUGCAAAGGCGUGAUGACACCAAAUAAACGCAAGGAAGCGCAAAAUGUAUACUCGAGCAGCGAAGGAUUGAAGAAUUCAUUGCAAUCAUCGCCACAUUCCGUCCAUGGAUAUUUCGGGACCUGACAGCAGUGUGAACAACGGCUUGACGAAUUGGACAUCUCAUGGUAGAGUACUUAAAUGCUCUCAGCAAUGAUGUCAGGGCCGCAACGAUCGCUGAGAUGAGUUGCGUAUCUUGAGAGGAGACCAAGGCCAGUAUGGUCUUACCUUGGCUGUGGCGACGGCCUAUUCAGGAUUUGCAUUGCUUAGAGUUGUGGCAGGAGACUGUGUUUGGAUGAAUAUGCGAACAAGACAAUGGAUAAACAAGGCUUUGUAGACUCGCUCCGGGUAGUCUGGUUGGCCUAUGGAUGCUUGAACAGUAUGCUUUGACAGAGGAAUAUGGGUGGCCAAAGUCGUGGAUUUGGAAGCGAGAUUGAAUGAUCACACACCAACGGCAAUCUUCUCAAGAUGGACUUUAUCCUGGGCAAUAGCUAUG
Molecule: messenger RNA, 1722 nt
Organism: Exophiala xenobiotica
Lineage: Eukaryota; Fungi; Ascomycota; Eurotiomycetes; Chaetothyriales; Herpotrichiellaceae
Exons: 1
Coding region: 151-1203 (350 amino acids)
Biological process (GO): regulation of DNA-templated transcription
Molecular function (GO): zinc ion binding; DNA-binding transcription factor activity, RNA polymerase II-specific
Source: RefSeq, a predicted model, not a curated record